UUAUGAUUGCAUUUUCCAUGUUCAUUGUCUCUAUAGUUCAAACCAUCUUUUUGCACCAAUAUUUCUACAUCUCCUAUAGCAUGGGCUCCAAAUUCAAAACAUCACUAACUGGUGUCAUUUACAAGAAAUCCCUAAAAUUAUCGAAUCAAGCAAGAAUCUCAAAAUCUACUGGUGACAUUGUCAAUUUAAUGUCUGUAGAUUCUCAAAGAUUACAAGACAUCAACGAAUACGGCCAAUUGAUUUGGUCUGGUCCUUACCAAAUCAUCUUGUGCUUAAUUUCUCUUAGAAGUAUUUUAGGAAACUCAAUGUGGGUUGGUUUCCUUGUCAUGUUACUCUUAAUUCCCUUUAACUCAUACAUUGUUAAAAUCUUGAAAAAUUUCCAAAUAUCCCAAAUGAAAACAAAAGACAAAAGAGUCAGACUAGUCAAUGAAAUGCUAAAUAAUAUUAAAUCUCUUAAACUAUAUGGCUGGGAAAAUCCCUACAAGAAAAAGUUAUUUUAUAUUAGAAAUGAUCAAGAACUAGCCAAUUUAAAGAAAAUCAGUGUAUAUAGAGCUAUCAACCUAUUCAUGUGGAAUUGUGCUCCUUUCUUGGUCUCAUGUUCAACUUUUGCUGUUUUUGUAUAUACUUCACAUGGUGCUCCAUUGACUACUGACAUAGUUUUCCCUGCUUUAUCUUUAUUCAACUUGUUAGGUUUCCCAUUAAGUAUUCUUCCAAUGGUUCUUAAUGCCUAUGUUGAGGCCUCGGUUUCAACAAAAAGAUUGGUUUCCUUUUUAAUCUCCGAAGAAUUGCAACCUGAUUCCGUAACAAGAAAACCAAAAGCUAAUAAACUUGGUGAUACUUCUGUUAAAGUUGAAAAUGCUACUUUCUUGUGGCAAAAAACACCAGAAUAUAAAGUAGCUUUAUCAAAUCUUAAUUUUAUUGCUAGAAAGGGUGACUUGCAUUGUAUUGUUGGUAAAGUUGGUUCUGGUAAAUCUUCUUUCUUGCAAUGCUUGUUAGGUGAUAUCUAUAAAUUAAAAGGUUCAGUAGAACUUCAUGGAAAGGUUGCUUAUGUUCCACAAGUUUCUUGGAUCAUGAAUGGUACUGUUAAAGAAAAUAUUCUUUUUGGACACAGAUAUGACAAAGACUUUUACAAUAAAGUUAUUCGUGCUUGUGAUCUAAGCUCGGAUCUUGCUAUAUUACCAGAUGGUGAUUUAACCGAAGUAGGUGAAAAGGGUAUUUCUUUAUCUGGUGGCCAAAAGGCUAGAUUAUCGUUAGCCAGAUCUGUCUAUUCAAGAGCAGAUAUUUAUUUACUAGAUGAUCCUUUAUCUGCCGUUGAUGAACAUGUUGGUAAACAUUUAAUUGAUAAUGUUUUAGGUCCCAAUGGUUUAUUGAGACACAAAUGCAAAGUUUUGGCUACUAAUUCAAUUAAUGUUCUCAGUUUAUCGAGCAACAUUACCAUGUUGCAAGAUGGGGAAGUUGUUGAGAAAGGAACUUAUAAUGAAAUUACAAAGAAGGAUUCUUCAUUAUUAGCAAAAUUGAUCAAGGAAUUUGGAAAAAAAUCUAAAAAAGACGAAAAAAUUGAAAUCGAACCUGCAGAUCUUGAUUCAUCUGCUACAGCCAUACAUUCUUCUAGUGUUGAAACUGAUGUAAGUGUAGAUGAGACUGUUGUUGGAUCCAAAAAUGUUACUGAUAAUGUUAGUGUUCUCAAUAGAGAAUCUUCUUUUAAUAGUAGCAAUGACUCAAAUGACGCAAUUAGUAUUAUUUCAAAAGAUAUUGAUGGAACAAUGAGUCUAAGACGUGCAAGCACUGCUAGUUUCAAUUAUCAAGAACAAAAUACUCCAGGCCCUUCUGAUGUUGAUCAACAAGUUGUGAAUAUUAGAGAGGAACAGCGUCAAACAGGAAAAGUCAAAUGGAGCAUCUAUAUUGAAUACGCUAAAGCUUGUAAUCCAGCUGGUGUUAUUUAUGUGUUGUUCUUCUUGGUAUCUUCAAUGGCUUUAAGUGUUGCUGGUAAUUAUUGGUUGAAAUACUGGGCAGAAGUUAACUCCAAAUAUGGAUACAAUCCUAAUGUAGGGAAAUAUUUGGCGGUUUAUAUUGCUUUGGGAAUUGGUUCUUCUUUAUUCACCUUUGUUCAAACCUGGACCAUGUGGGUUGUCUGUAUUAUUACUGGUGCUAAAGUGUUGCACAAUAAGAUGGUUGAUUCUGUUUUCAGAGCACCAAUGUCAUUUUUUGAAACCACACCUGUUGGAAGGAUUUUGAACAGAUUUUCGAGUGAUAUCGAUAAAAUUGAUAUGUUUCUUGGUAGAGUUUUCCAGUCAUUUUUUACAAAUUUUGUGAAAAUUUUAUUUACUUUGUUUGUUAUUUGCUCCACCACUUGGCAAUUUAUAUUUCUUAUUGUUCCAUUAUUAUUCCUUUAUUAUUAUUAUCAACAAUUCUAUGUCAAGACUUCAAGAGAAUUGAAAAGAAUCGAGUCUAUCUCCAAGUCUCCAAUUUUUGCUCAUUUUCAAGAAACACUUGGUGGUACAAGCACUAUUAGAGGAUAUGGUCAGCAAAAUCGUUUUAUUUAUUUGAAUGAAAAUAAAAUCGAUCAAAAUAUGAAAGCAUACUUUUCCACUUACAAUGCAAAUCGUUGGUUAGCGGUUCGAUUGGAGUUUUUGGGUUCUUUGAUUAUUUUUGGCUCUGCUGCUCUUUGUGUUUUUGCAUUAAAAACUGGCCAUAUGACAUCUGGUUUACUUGGUAUCUCUGUAACUUAUGCAUUACAGGUGACUGGUUCAUUAAAUUGGAUGGUAAGAAUGACUGUUGAUAUUGAAACCAACAUUGUUUCGGUUGAAAGAGUCAAAGAAUAUGGAGAAUUACCAAGUGAGGCUCCUGAGAUUAUUCCAAAUAAUAGACCAAAUUCAGAAUGGCCAAGUAACGGAAGCCUUGAAUUUGUUAAUUAUUCAACUAGAUAUAGACAGGAUUUAGAAUUAGUAUUGAAAGAUAUUAAUUUAAAAGUCAAAGCUGGCGAGAAAGUUGGUAUUGUUGGAAGAACUGGAGCAGGUAAAUCGUCAUUAUCUCUUGCUUUGUUUAGAAUUAUUGAAAAGGCUGAUUCCAAGAGUAAUAUAAUUAUUGAUGAUAUCUCUGUUCCUAACAUUGGAUUGGCUGAUUUGCGCCAUAAACUAUCGAUUAUUCCACAAGAUGCUCAAGUUUUUGAGGGCACAGUAAGAGAAAAUUUGGAUCCUACAGGAAGAUUUUCAGAUGAAAAAAUAUGGAAAGCAUUAGAAUUGUCACAUUUGAAAGAGCAUAUUUUGAGUAUGAGUGAUUCAAAUGAGGGAUUGAGUGUGAAAUUGACAGAAGGUGGAAGUAAUUUAUCAGUCGGACAACGUCAAUUGGUUUGUUUAGCUCGUGCUUUAUUGAUUCCAUCAAAAAUAUUGGUUUUAGAUGAGGCUACAGCAGCAGUAGACGUUGAAACAGAUAAAAUUGUCCAAAAGACUAUAAGAAAGGAGUUUUCAGACCGAACAAUCUUAACCAUUGCACAUCGAUUAAACACAAUUAUGGAUAGUGACAGAAUUGUGUCUCUUGACCAAGGAAGAAUAAAGGAGUUUGAUAGUCCUGAAAACCUUUUAAAGGAUAAGGAUUCAAUUUUCUACUCAUUGUGUAAACAGGGUGGAUUUAUACAUGAUGAAGAGAGUAAAUGAACAUGGAAACAUGUCAAAG
Ascoidea rubescens DSM 1968 is the source of this 3672-nucleotide messenger RNA. It is a transcript of the gene YCF1, whose product is annotated as ATP-binding cassette glutathione S-conjugate transporter YCF1. The transcript has a single exon. NCBI's taxonomy places the organism in Eukaryota, Fungi, Ascomycota, Saccharomycetes, Ascoideales, Ascoideaceae. The record is from RefSeq and is a predicted model, not a curated record. Gene Ontology annotation, molecular function: ABC-type transporter activity; ATP hydrolysis activity; bilirubin transmembrane transporter activity. The annotation marks the transcript as partial. Gene Ontology annotation, biological process: transmembrane transport. Gene Ontology annotation, cellular component: membrane.